This is a messenger RNA of Prorocentrum cordatum, 1555 nucleotides long. Lineage: Eukaryota; Dinophyceae; Prorocentrales; Prorocentraceae. The record is from the annotation of a GenBank genome assembly.
GGGGGCCACGGGAGGGGCCAGUGCAGGACGAGCCGGCGAUCCCGCGCCCUCCCAACGGGGAGGGCGCGCUCUGCCCUUGUCGCGCAGCAGUCGCGACGAUUUCGCGCCCCGCCACAUCGGGCGACGGAAUCUGUGCGUAUCCACUGCCCCCUGGCCAGGCCCUUCCUGGGCCCAGGGGCUGUGCAUACGCCCUUCUGGCCCUCCUGGACAGGCCAGGAGGGCGUGGAGUGUAUACACCGCUACUGAGCUCAGGAUGGAGCUGCUUAGGGACCCGUGGCCACUUUGGCUCACGCCUGGUUUUUGUUCGUUCGUUGCGUCAGACUGCACCCGUGGACAGCAUUCGGGAGAUAUUGCAAGGUCAUGUCCCGGAAAUUCCCGACGACGGAAGCUUUCCUCAAGGAUGGCAAGAUCGACCCCAAAGUGCAGGAUGCUCUGUUGUCCGAUCCGAAGGUGCAGGAGGCGAUGAAGAAGUCUGGCGAGCAGGCCCUCAGCAACCCCGCGGUCCAGGACGCCAUCUUCAAGGCGGCGAAAGACAAUCUGACGGCUGAGAACGCGCAGAAGGUCGCCAACGCAGCCAAGGAGUGGGCGCAGGAUCCAGAAGUCCAGGCGAAGGCGAGGCACUACGCGGGCAUGGCCAUGGCGUAUGCCGGCCAGGCCGGGCAGAGCAUCAUUGGCUGCAUUGAACAGGGGCCUGACGGCCUCCGAUGGUUGUGUUUUUUGUUGGCUGUCUUGACCGUGGGGUGGGCAGGUUAUGACGUGUUCACAAAGGUCCUCAGCUUCCAGUGGUUGUUCAUUCCAAUGAGCCUUUUCCAAAUGUUUUUCGCCUUUACGAGUGCUCUUUUCGAGGCCAAACCAGAGCACGUCGUGAAGUUCGGCAUGACCAAAUAUCAAGACAUGCUGCUGGAGUAUGCCAAGUUCAUUUCCACUACGCUGGGCCGCGGAGUCUUUUACAUCUACCAGGGAAUGCUGUGGUUCAUCGUGGUCGGCGCCCACGAUAUCGCAAAGUGGUUCAACCUCUUCAACUUGGUCUCUUUGGCCUUGGGAGCGUCCUUCAUCGUGAUGGGCGGGUUACACAUCGCCAUGCACUACGGCAUCAUGCCGCAGGAGGUCGUGGUCAAGGCCAAGGUGGCGGCUGCGAAGGCAACAGGAGCUGGCUACCAGAAGGUCGACGCUGCUGAACCCUGAGGAGCCCUCGCGACGGCCAGCCACGGAGCAGAGGCCUGUACCAUAUCGCAGGGAGCCCGCGUGCGAGUGCGCCACAGGAGGGCGAGACGGAGAGUGAGAAGAGUGGUGUUGAUGGGGAGGGGGAGGAAGGAUGCACGAGCUUGGACGAGGCGGCCGAAUGCCACCGCGCGCCCGCGUGCUCGUGUCGCGGGGCGGCUGCUGUCAGUGCACAGCCCUCCCCUCGCUUCGGGCCAGCGCGGUGCCACCCGCGGCCGACUGGACCUGGCCACGCCUGGCCUUCUCCCCGCGCCCUGCUGCACGGUGGGUUCGUGUCGUGUCGACCGGCGGCGACCCCGCCAGCGGCCUUCAACGUUGAACGCCGCGUGCGACC